UCCAACUGGAGGCUCCUCCGCAGCGAUGUGAGGUGAAUACAGAGAGGAGGGGGAGAGAGAGAGAGAGAGAGAGAGCAGAGGGUGAACACUCAGUCCAACACUCAUCAGGAGCAGCAUCAUGGCACCUAUCGGAUUAAAGGCGGUGGUCGGCGAAAAGAUUAUGAAUGAUGUAAUCAAGAAGGUGAAGAAGAAGGGAGAAUGGAAGGCGCUGAUUGUGGACCAGCUGAGCAUGAGGAUGUUGUCAUCUUGCUGCAAGAUGACAGACAUCAUGACAGAAGGAAUCACCAUUGUGGAGGAUAUCAAUAAGCGACGAGAGCCUCUUCCCAGCCUGGAGGCCAUUUUUCUGAUUACGCCCACAGAGAAGUCUGUCCACAGCCUCAUUGCAGACUUCAAAGACCCUCAUUCAGCAAAAUACAAGGCAGCCCAUGUUUUCUUCACUGACUCCUGCCCUGAUCCUCUGUUCAACGAGCUGGUGAAGAGCCGUGCUUCCAAAACCAUCAAGACUCUGACGGAGAUCAACAUCGCCUUCUUGCCCUAUGAGUCUCAGGUGUACUCGCUGGACAAUGCAGAUGCCUUCCACAGUUUCUACAGCCCCCAUAAGACCCAGCUGAAGAACCCGGUGAUGGAGAGGCUGGCCGAGCAGCUCGCCACACUCUGCGCCACCCUGAAGGAGUACCCUGCUGUCAGAUACCGAGGCGAGUACAAGGACAAUGCCACUCUGGCCCAGCUGGUUCAGGACAAACUGGACGCCUACAAGGCUGAUGACCCCACUAUGGGGGAGGGUCCAGAUAAGGCUCGUUCACAGCUGAUCAUCCUGGACAGGGCGUUUGACCCCGUUUCACCUGUCCUGCAUGAGCUCACCUUCCAGGCCAUGGGCUACGACCUGCUGCCCAUUGAAAACGACGUCUACAAGUAUGACACCAGCGGCAUCGGAGACGCUCGUGAGAAAGAGGUUCUGCUGCAUGAAGACGAUGACCUGUGGGUUAGCCUGAGACACAAACACAUAGCUGAAGUGUCCCAGGAAGUGACACGCCAGCUGAAGGACUUUUCUGCCAGCAAGAGGAUGAACACUGGAGAGAAGACCACGAUGAGGGAUCUGUCCCAGAUGCUGAAGAAGAUGCCUCAGUACCAGAAGGAGCUCAGCAAAUACUCAACUCAUCUGCAGCUGGCUGAGGACUGCAUGAAGCAUUACCAGGGAACAGUGGACAAGCUGUGCCGUGUGGAACAGGAUCUGGCUAUGGGCACAGACGCUGAGGGAGAGAAGAUCAAAGACCCCAUGAGGGCCAUCGUGCCCAUCCUGCUGGAUGCCAACGUCAGCACAUAUGACAAAAUCCGCAUCAUCCUGCUCUACAUUUUCCUCAAGAACGGCAUUACGGAGGAGAACCUGAACAAGCUGAUCCAGCAUGCUCAGAUCCCCCCUGAGGACAGUGAGAUCAUCACCAACAUGGCUCACCUGGGCGUCCCCAUCAUCACAGACUCCACCCUCCGCCGAGGAAAGAAGCUGGACAGGAAGGAGCGCGUGAGUGAGCAGACCUAUCAGCUGUCCCGUUGGACACCACUGGUGAAGGACAUCAUGGAGGAUGCCAUUGACGAUAAGCUGGACACCAAGCACUACCCAUACAUCUCCACCCGAUCCUCUGCCUCCUUCAGCACCACUGCAGUCAGUGCUCGGUACGGCCACUGGCACAAGAAUAAGACACCUGGAGAGUAUCGCACCGGGCCACGUGUCAUGGUCUUCAUCAUCGGCGGCGUGUCCUUCAGUGAGAUGCGCUGCGCCUAUGAGGUCACACAGGCCAAUGGGAAGUGGGAGGCCAUCAUUGGUUCCACCCACAUGCUCACCCCCACCAAAUUCUUAUCGGACCUGCAGCACCCCGACUUCCGAGAGUCAACUAGGGUGUCCUUUGAGGACGCAGACCCCUCAGCCGAGUGAGGCAGAGACAGAUUGGGAGGGAGGGAGAGAGAAAUCACACUGAAAAAAGAUCAACCAACAUCUUCACCCCCACCACCCUGCUGGAGCAGCUCAAGGCCAUGAACAAACCAGACGAGGAAGUGACAAGCUAAAAUCCUCCAAUCACAUCUCUCUCGUCUUUACCUUAACCCUGUCCCUUUCUCCUUCUACCCAUCUUACCUCUGUCUCCUGCCCCCACACAAAUCCUACAUGAAUUGUGUAUGCAUCUUGCUUGAGAAGAAAAAAAAAAGACAUCUUAGAUGAUAAAAAAAUAUAUAUGUUGUAUCAAAGAAUAAAAUUGUUGCAAGUAUUCUCAUGUUUUACAAUGGAUGCAACUAAAUAAACUUAUUUAAAAAGGUUUAAAUAUCAGAACAGAAGGCCAUUUAAAACUGAAAGUACCAAAAUGUAAUAUUGUAUGCUAUGAAACCUGCUAGAGUGUGUAAAAGGUAGACAUUUUCUCUUGUUUGAUCCUUUGGGUUUCCUCCUUGGUGUGAGUUUUAUUGGAAGCAGGUGGAGGAGGGAUGUCUAGUUUGAGAGGUUGAUGUUGUAAAAUAUAUCAUAUCAGUCAACAUGCAAUAUAUAUAUAAAUAUGUUCAUCAGAGAGGAGUCCCUAACCCCCUUCCCCUUUACCCCUGCCCAUUUGAGAUGUUCGUAUUCAGUAGCAUGCUUGGACUUGUGUGGACUGUUAAUGUGUUUGUAUCCAGUGUGGAUGUUCUGGGAGCCGCAGAGCAGCUUAGCAUUUAGCUUUUUCCUAACACGUUGAGCUUGAAUACUCCACUGAAAAGUUUUGUUUUGAGUAUCGAAAAAAGUAUAAAAGUGUGUGCUUUUAAAAAACUUUUCAAACCCCUCCUGAUGCAUAAACCACUACACCAAACUGUUGCCGGUUUAAUAGGGACGUCUUACCAAAACCUUGGCAAUGUGACCAUAAAAUGGUUACUCAAAAACUCAUUCAUAAAAUGUGGGUAAGAUAUUUUUAUUUAUGUAUGUGGAAUUUAAAUGAAUCAUUGGCUUCCAGUGUUUGAUACUCAAAAGAUACAUUUUCGGUGAAGUAUUUGUUUUAAAGCGCUUGGUUUAGCAGAUGUUGGAAAGAGAAAGAGCUCUGUAAAAAGCCAGAAUCAUCCCUCCUCCGGCUGCCGAGACUGUAAAGUAUUUACUUGCCACAAACUUUUCCUUUCUCCGGAGAAACUUCACGUUUUAAUGUCGAAAAGGCCGUUGCUUGCUGAUAUUAAAUGAAUAAAGGGCCAGUUGUAUUUCAGUAUUGUAUCCUGUCAGAAUAAGUCUUAUCUUUGGUUAGUAAUGAUGUUUUAUUGGGCCAUGCACUGAAGUAGUGUUGUGUAUCUGCCAUAUGUUGCUGUUUUAGCGUCUCACUGUUGACUGGUAAUAUUUCUGACUGUGAAGUAGUGAUACUUUUCCUUUAAAAAUGCCAAUGUGAAGCCGCUGUGUUCUUGAUGUUUAGCUGUAGCUGUUAGUCGUCAACUGGGAAAAAGAACUAAUAUCUAUAUUUUCUUUGUCUGUUUCCUCCUCUGGUGCAAUGUAAAACCCUCCAAUGGUGAAUGGCUUUGCAAAAAAAGAAGAAAAACCCCUAAACCUCCCCCUCUUUUCACUUUUAUUUCCUCCCUCCCCUCUUUCCUGGCCAAACAAGUUAUAUAUUGCACUAUAAUGCGUUUUCUGUGAUGCAAACGCUUGACUUUGUGUUUAUUUUUUUCUAUUAUGAUUUGCUGUUGUAUAGGGUUCACUCUGUCAAAUCAAUUGAUUUAUAUCAAAAUUAUUUAUCAGAGAAGAAAUAAUGAUACAUUAGUCUGUCCUAAAACUGUUUAACUUAUUGGGAUUGUAUGUUUGCGAGUGUUGAAGCACAAACAAUACUUCAUGUGUACCUAAUAUGUACUAAGGCUGUCUAAUAAAUUGGCUUCGUUAAAGACUCAA
This is a messenger RNA of Larimichthys crocea (large yellow croaker), 3871 nucleotides long. RefSeq names its product syntaxin binding protein 1a (gene stxbp1a). The transcript has 20 exons. Gene Ontology annotation, biological process: vesicle-mediated transport. NCBI's taxonomy places the organism in Eukaryota, Metazoa, Chordata, Actinopteri, Sciaenidae. The record is from RefSeq and is a predicted model, not a curated record. The coding region runs from base 119 to 1930 and encodes 603 amino acids.